Messenger RNA from Kogia breviceps (pygmy sperm whale), 2955 nucleotides. RefSeq names its product hyaluronidase-1-like. Gene Ontology annotation, molecular function: N-acetyltransferase activity; hyalurononglucosaminidase activity; acetyl-CoA binding. NCBI's taxonomy places the organism in Eukaryota, Metazoa, Chordata, Mammalia, Artiodactyla, Physeteridae. Gene Ontology annotation, cellular component: cytoplasmic vesicle; cytoplasm. The record is from RefSeq and is a predicted model, not a curated record. Gene Ontology annotation, biological process: hyaluronan catabolic process; protein acetylation; carbohydrate metabolic process.
AGCAACGGCUUCUUCUUCCUAGAGUCUCAGUGCAGCUGAGGCCAGAGUUAAGGAACAGAAUCUUGCUGAGCCCUGCAUAGGCCCUCACCCUGAGGUCAGGAAGUUUGGAGAAUGAGGCCUUUCAGCCCUGAGGUUUCCCUAGAACUGCCCUGUGCCAUGGCAGCCCACCUGCUUCCCAUCUGCACCCUCUUCCUGAACUUGCUCGGCAUGGCCAAAGGCUCCAGGGACCCCGUGGUACCCAACCGGCCCUUCACCACCAUCUGGAAUGCAAACACCCAGUGGUGUCUAGAGAGGCAUGGCGUGGACGUGGAUGUCAGUGUCUUUGAUGUGGUGGCCAACCCAGGGCAGACCUUCCGUGGCCCUGACAUAACCAUUUUCUACAGCUCCCAGCUGGGUACCUACCCUUACUACACUUCUGCUGGGGAGCCCGUAUUCGGUGGCCUGCCCCAGAAUGCCAGCCUGGCUGUCCACCUGGUCCGCACAUUCCAGGACAUCCUGGCUGCCAUGCCUGCAUCCAACUUCUCAGGGCUGGCAGUUAUUGACUGGGAGGCAUGGCGCCCACGCUGGGCCUUCAACUGGGACACCAAGGACAUUUACCGGCAGCGCUCACGGGCACUGGUACAGGGGCAGCACCCUGACUGGCCAGCUCCUUGGGUGGAGGCAGCAGCUCAGGACCAGUUCGAGGGGGCUGCGCGGGCCUGGAUGGCAGGGACCCUAAGGCUGGGACAAGCACUGCAGCCUCGUGGUCUCUGGGGCUUCUAUGGCUUCCCUGACUGCUAUAACGAUGACUUUAAAAAUCCCAACUACACCGGCCAGUGCCCACCAGGCAUCCGUGCCCAGAAUGACCAGCUGGGGUGGCUGUGGGGCCAGAGCCGUGCCCUCUACCCCAGCAUCUACCUGCCUGCAGCACUGGAGGGCACGAAGAAGGCACAGAUGUUUGUGCAGCACCGUGUGGGUGAGGCAUUCCGUUUGGCCGAGGAUGCAGGGUACCCUGAUCUGCCAGUGCUGCCCUAUGUCCAGAUCUUCUACGACAUGACUAACCGUUUUCUGCCCCUGGAGGAUCUGGAGCACAGCCUGGGGGAGAGUGCAGACCAGGGGGCAGCAGGAGUGGUGCUCUGGGUGAGCUGGGAGAACACAAGAACCAAGCCAGAGGUGACCCUGAGAUCCAACCUGGCCAAGCUGAUCCUGGAUCCUACACACCAGCCAGAUCUGACCCUGAGCCCCAGGCUAGCUGAGUUGACCCUGGGUUCUGCAUGCCAUCCAGAGAUGACCCUCAGUCCUGGCUCAACUGAGCUGAUCCUGGAUCCCGCACGCCAGCCAGAGGAGACCCCAGCCCCCAACCUGGCUGAGCUGACCCUGGAGCCUGUGCACUGCCGACCUGAGCUCCUGGAUGCCUGUGCCGACCUCAUCAAUGAGCAGUGGCCCCGCAGCCACGCCUCCCGCCUGCACUCCUUGGGCCAGUCCUCAGAUGCCUUCCCCCUCUGCUUGAUGCUGCUGAGCCCCCGUCCCACACCAGAGGCAGCCCCCAUUGUGGUGGGCCAUGCCCGCCUGUCACGGGUGCUGGACCAGCCCCAGAGCCUCCUAGUGGAGACGGUGGUGGUGGCCCGAGCCUUGAGGGGCCGUGGCUUUGGCCGCCGCCUCAUGGAGGGCCUCGAAGCCUUUGCGCAGGCCCGGGGCUUCCGCCGGCUACACCUCACCACCCAUGACCAGCUGCACUUUUAUGCCCACCUGGGCUACCAGCUGGGUGAGCCUGUGCAGGGCCUGGUCUUCACCAGUCGGUGGCUGCCUGCCACCCUGCUCAAUGCCUUCCCCAGGGCCCCCUUUCCCCGGCCACCCUGCAAGGCCCCUAGCCUGACUGCCCAAUCUGCCCCAAGAGCCCCCAAGGGGUCAUCAUUGCCGCCACCCCCACCCCUGCCUGAGCCCUUGACCAUCCUACCCCCACCUCCAGGAGGGCCCCCUCCACAAAGCCUGCUGGAGACUCAAUACCAAGACCUGAGAAGACGCCCCAUAUUCUGGAUGGAGAAAGACAUCUGAAGGCUACCCAGGGCAAGAUGCUGUCUUUCUGGGUCAGUUGACUGCCCAGGACAGUACCAGCUUCAGCCCACUGGCCAUCUCUCAGCUUCUAGCCCCUGAGGGCAGCUUCAGCCUAGGAAUGUUUCCUGAGUGCCAGUGGAGAUGGCGCCAUGGCUGUGGCUCAGAGCUCUCAGUGUGGCUGAAUAAAGGCUUCUGUUGGGUGUGGUUGUGACAGUGUAUUUGUUGACCCCCCAUCCUCAUCUCCCAGCCUUGUCUCAGGUCCUCUGUCCCUGCAGGGGCCCUCAGAUCCACCUCGGCCUUAGGGCCAUGGGUGGAGGGACACCUGCCUUUUACCUCUCUCACUCUGCCAGGCCCAGGGGACAAGGAGACAUUCACUCAUCACCAUUCACUGAGUACCUGCUGUGUUACAGGCCCUGGAUUGGGCACAGGCAGUGGGGAAAUAGACAGAUAGGGUCUCAACCCAAGGGACAGGGCAGGCAUACUGUGGCAGGAUCCAUGCUGGGACAGUGGGAACUCAAGUUUCCUCACUCCAGUUGGAGAUCUGGGAGACCUCCCAGGGCAGGUGAAGUCAUAGCAGAGACCUGAGUGCUGAGUAGAAAUUAAGCCAGGCAAGGUGGGGGCUGAGUGUUCUUGGGGCAGGAAACAAAAUGGGCAGAGGAAAGAAAGGAAUUUGUGAAAGCUGUAGGUGGGGAAGGUGUCAGAGGGCACGGUGGUGCCAUGGCAGAAGUGGACCAUACAGAAGGGCAGCUGCCCAAGCCAGCUUGGGUUGUGGCUGCUCUGAGAGGCGUAUGAGACCCCUUGGGAACCAGGCUUUACGCACCUCCCUUUCUUGUGAGGAGGAGCUGGAGGAGUUUUCCCAGCUUUCUCUGCUGUGUGGAAGGUGUGGCCAUGGCCAUGGAGUCUAAACUCACACUCCCUCUC